UACCCCACCCCCCUCUUUCACCCACCCCACACUCUCCGUCUUCUUCUCGCCGGUGAAAUUCACCGGAAAUUCCUCUCUUUCUCUGAUCCAAUCCUCUACUGAAAUCACGGCAGGUUUCAUUAACUUGAUAUUUUUUUUAAAAAAUUGUAAUAAAAAAAUUAAAAAAUUGUAAGAAGUUCUAUGGGCGAAGAAGUAAAAAUCACCGGCGGUGAUGCUUUCUCCGGAGACGAUAACCGUGUUCUCGAGUGGGAAGACGGACUUCCGAGUCUCGACGAUCUAACGCCGUUAUCUCAGGCGUUAAUCCCGCCGGAACUCGCGUCGGCGUUCAAAAUAUUGCCGGAGCCGGCAAGGACGAUGACCGACGUCAAUCGUGCUUCGGAGAACACGUUCUCAUCUCUCCGAGGCAGUGGACCGUUGCAACAAUUACACAUUCUGUCCUCACCGGAAACGGAUCCGACGGAAAACGGAUCGGAUCCGAGGAAGACCCGAAGGAUUGACCCGGAGAUGUUAGACGCGGAUUCAGCAUUACUGAGGAAUGAGAAUUGUGGAGGAGGAGAUGAUAGUAAUAAUAAUUCAGCUUCUAAGCCGCUGAACAAGCGGCCGCGGCUCGUGUGGACGCCACAGCUGCACAAGAGAUUCGUGGACGUGGUGGCUCAUUUAGGGAUAAAAAAUGCGGUGCCAAAGACGAUUAUGCAGUUAAUGAACGUGGAAGGAUUAACGCGGGAAAAUGUUGCAAGCCAUUUGCAGAAGUAUAGGUUGUACUUGAAGAGAAUGCAAGGGCUGUCAAAUGAGGGGCCCACUUCUUCCGAUCAUUUAUUCGCGUCCACACCCGUGCCACAGAGUCUGCAGCAGUCCGGUGGUAAUGGUCAUAACAGUAGUGGUUAUAACAGUAAUGGUCAUAAUAGUAAUGGUCAUGCGCAGAUGCCAAUGCCUAUGCCAAUGCCAAUGAUGUAUCCCCCACAAAUGGUGCCAAUGCCUAUGAUGGGAAUGUCAGGACAUGGACAUGGACAUGGACGUGGGUUUCAUCAUCAGUAUAAUAUGGGGGCACAACAGCGAGAUUGGUCUGGAAAUAAAUUUGGUUCUUAUCAUCAUGUUGCUCCUAGUGACAAAUAGCUAUAGCAGACAAGAAAAAAGAGGGUUGGUUACUGGAUUGGUCCAUCAGGAAGAUUCUCACUUGGUGGAUUGCAAACUAGGAAUUCCAGUUAGUAUCAUUUAGGCUUUUUUUUACUUGUUUAGAUUUGGUAGAUUUAUAGGGACAAAAAUUUCAUAAAUUGCUCUAAAUUUCUUAGAGCAUAUUGGCCUAAGAUGAGCUUAAAUGGAGUAACAUGGUCAAGAUUCAUAUAGCUAACCCCAACUUAUUUGGGACUAAGGCAAACUAGUAGUAGUUGCUCCAAAUUUCUUAGAGCCAUGUCAUUUCUGGUUGUAGCUUCUUAUUCAGCAAGGAGCUUAAUACAUAAUUAGAGAACAAGAUAGAAUUGUUGUUUCGAUCACACUUUUCUUGAAAGAUAGUACAAUAAUUUCGGAUUCUCUUUUUUCCUUUUCUAUUAGUAACUAUUGUGGUGUAUCUUUUGGUGUGCUUAUUGAUUUAUUAUACAAAAUUGAGGGCAAAACCAGGAUUUUCCUAGAAGUAGGUGUAUACGAUAUAGGAGUGACUUCUUACUCUUACAUCUUUUUUACCACUUGCUUUUUUGGUUGAUUGCAGAUUUUACUUUUGGGUCCCAAAAACUAUGACAUAAAAGAAAACUAGUUCUAAGAAUUUGCGGGCCAUUAUAGCAUUUUAUCUAGCUGUUAGUGUGGGUGAAAUAUUAUGAGUUCUGGAAGUGGAUUUUUGUGAAAUGCCUAUUUUAAUUUCUAUAGCUGCUGAAAACUUCUUUUGUCCUCCUCUUGAAAUUGAUGCAAACUAAGAUUGAUGGUCAACUAAGAAAAUAUAAUGCAUUUUCUGCGCCGUAAUCACCACUUCAAUGGAGGGAGUCAACCCGUUCUAAUUUUGUAAUAAGCUAGCAAGAAGGGCAGCAUGGUAUACAAAGCAUCCCGCGCUCACGCAGGGUCUGGGGAAGGGCCGCACCCCAAGGGUGUGAUGUAGACAUCCUACCCCAAUGCAAGCGUUAGUGGUUAUUUCCACGGCUCGAACGCAUGACCUAUAGGUCACAGGAGACAACUUUACCGUUGCUCCAAGGCUCUCCUUCUGUAUUAAGCUAGUAAAGCAAAGAAAUUUCUUAAUUUUAUCCUCCAACAUAUUUUAGUAGUAACUGUCGUAACACCUUGGUUGAAAUCGUUUUCUCGCGAUCAUAUUUAUUUUUGCAUUCUAGAAAUAUUUCUGCUGUAUCUAUUGUGAUGAUCUACCACAUAUACAUUGCUAGUUUCUUGUAUCUAUUGGAUCUCAAGUGUUAACACUGCAUAUGUCAUUGUGCAAUUUGAGAACAUUAAAGUUUGAUAUUGCUUUGACUUUCAUUUGCUUCAUUCAUUAUCCAAUGCUGGCUUCCCCUCCCCUCCCAACCAUUUUUCAUUUAUUGAUGAAGAGGAAAAAUCUCAUCACCAUUAUUUAUUUAUUUCUGGGCUGUUUACUGAUCCAUAGGUAGUUAAAUGUGGCUGUAUAAAGGGCAAUUAGAUGUCUUUUUUCUUAUGGUGAUUAUGGAAGUGCAUUGUCCCUUCACAUUCAGAAAUGGUUGGUGUUAGGGCAAUAACUGUUUUCAUCUGAAUGUUUGAUCAACAUGUACAAAUGAAGUUGUUCUUGCCUUGGUAAUCUUCUGGCUCAUGCUUUUACCUCAGAAGAUAGGGUUAAAAAUACUAAACGGCAUAUCCGAUUACAUGACUUUUGUCUCAUUGAUCAUUGGUACUCAAAUUUGUAGUGUGGACCAGCCAGAUGCUUGAGCUUAGAGAAUUCAUGACAGAGACCACGAGGUAUACUCUGGUAACAUUUCAGACAAAUUUGAGUUAGACAGCAAAAUGUCACUAUGUUUGGUCUAUUCUUGUAAAGCAUUGAUGUGGACCCUGAAAUAAAUUUCACCCAACGGAAGUGGAUCAUUUGUACAA
Nicotiana tabacum (common tobacco) is the source of this 3033-nucleotide messenger RNA. Its product is annotated as transcription factor PCL1-like. The record is from RefSeq and is a predicted model, not a curated record. NCBI's taxonomy places the organism in Eukaryota, Viridiplantae, Streptophyta, Magnoliopsida, Solanales, Solanaceae. Gene Ontology annotation, biological process: regulation of DNA-templated transcription. Gene Ontology annotation, molecular function: DNA-binding transcription factor activity; DNA binding. Gene Ontology annotation, cellular component: nucleus.